Molecule: messenger RNA, 1014 nt
Organism: Helianthus annuus (common sunflower)
Lineage: Eukaryota; Viridiplantae; Streptophyta; Magnoliopsida; Asterales; Asteraceae
Product: SPX domain-containing protein 2
Exons: 3
Coding region: 1-789 (262 amino acids)
Biological process (GO): cellular response to phosphate starvation
Source: RefSeq, a predicted model, not a curated record
AUGCAGUUUCGGAAGCUCUUGAAGAAACUGAUUGACGAUAUGUUACCUGAUUGGAGGGAUCAGUUUCUGUGUUAUAAGGUUCUGAAGAAGCAACUGAAGCAGAUAUACUCCACAAACAGUGGCAGUAAUAAGAGGAUGAAACUGACCGCUGGCGACGAGAUUGAUUCAGUGUCGGCGGACGACAAGGAGGUUGCUAAUUUCGUGAAAUUAUGCCAAGAACAGAUUGUUAAGUUCAACAAUUUUGUUCUUGAUAAACAAGAGUGGUAUAUUAUCAGAAUUGAGGUUCUAGAAGGUAAGUUGGUUGCAGCCAAAGAUUCAAACCAGGAGAUAGAGUUAAUGAAAGUUGGUAGAGAUCUGGUAGAUCUACAUGGGGAGAUAGUUCUCUUGUUAAAUUACAGUGCUCUUAAUUACACAGGAUUGGUGAAGAUAUUAAAGAAACACGACAAACUAAGUGGUAAACUAAGUGGUGCACUCGUUCGCUUGCCUUUCAUCCAAAAAGUUCUAAACGAGCCGUUUUACAAAACCGACGUGCUAAACAAUCUUGUGAAGAAAUGUGAGACGAUGCUCGGACAACUUUUCUCAAUGAAUGAACAACAAUUUGAAUCAACAAGAAGAAAAGAAGAUGAUGAACCCAAAAAGAAGUCUUUCGUUGAAGUUCCUAAAGAACUAAUCGACAUCAAGAACAUGGAGAACACGUACAUGAAACUCACGCUUUCGGCAUUAGAAAUAUUGAAGGAGAUUCGAAGUGGGAGUUCGGAUCAACAAUGUGUAAAGAUGGAGGAAUUGUGAAAAGAAGUUCCUGUUUUAGAAGAAGUUGCUAAGUAAACCUGUAAUUAACUCAAAAUCUAUGCGUAGUAACCUUUUAUUAUUCACUAGGUUAUAGACCAAGUAACACACGGAUUGGGUACCAAAAAUGAUACUUAUAAUAAUGAAAAAUUACAAUUUAUAUGUAUUUAAUGCAUAAUAAACAAUAUUUAAAAAAUGAUUGAAUAUAUACGUACUUUCUAACGUCUA